Messenger RNA from Brachypodium distachyon (stiff brome), 1036 nucleotides. RefSeq names its product vesicle transport protein GOT1. Gene Ontology annotation, biological process: endoplasmic reticulum to Golgi vesicle-mediated transport; retrograde transport, endosome to Golgi. The coding region runs from base 250 to 672 and encodes 140 amino acids. Lineage: Eukaryota; Viridiplantae; Streptophyta; Magnoliopsida; Poales; Poaceae. The record is from RefSeq and is a predicted model, not a curated record. The transcript has 7 exons.
CCGUUCAUUCAUUCGAAUCCCCGGCCGAUCGAACCGACUCGCCCCCCUCCGCUCUCGUCUCUCUCGCCAGUCACCACGCGCCACCCGCUACUCCUCCUUCUUCUUCCUCGAGUUCGCCGUCUCGCCAUCGAUCCUCGGCGCGUGCUGCGUUCCUGUGGGGAGGAGCGAUUAAGAGCCUUCGAUCGAUCUCCGGCUUUGGUCUAUUGGCGGUGGCUGACUGCUCGCGUGCGGUAGCGGACUGCGGACGCCAUGGUUUCCUUCGUCAUGAGUGACCGCAAGAAGAUUGGAUUGGGCUUGACUGGGUUCGGAGUUUUCUUCUCGUUUCUUGGGAUCAUCAUGCUGUUUGACAAGGGGUUCCUGGCAAUGGGGAAUAUUCUCUUCGUGUCUGGUGUUUCACUAACCAUUGGACUGAAGUCAACCGUUCAAUUCUUCACCAAGCCUAAGAAUCACAAGGGUUCGAUCGCUUUUGGGGUCGGCCUUUUCCUGGUCCUUAUCGGUUGGCCUAUCUUGGGCAUGAUGGCUGAGUUGUAUGGCAUUGUCGCGCUAUUCAGUGGCUUCUGGCCUACUGCUGCUGUUUACCUGCAAAAGACCCCCACCUUCGGUUGGAUUUUCCAGCACCCUUUUGUGACUUCGUUGCUCACUCGGUUCAGAGGAAGACGAGUCCCCGUGUAAUCGCCAGGCUGCUGAAACAUUCCCGGAGAAUGCCACCACGCUCUGUUAAAUAGUAGAUGGACAAGUGUUUUUGCUCGUUUGUUGAUGGAUGUGAAUCUUGCUGUGCUACUAUCAAUGGAGUUUCUGCAGAUCGCUUGACUACGUCAUUUUUUUUGUUUGUACAAAGCAUUUCUUAGUACCUGCGAUUUGUGAAGGAGGCAAAGAGCUAAAGCUGAUACCUCAUUUCUGGAUGAUGACGGGUGGGAGGGAAUGCUGAAUUGGUUUGCAGACCAGUCAUUUUUUCCUGCUAUAUUUUUCUUAGUCAUGGAUUUUAGUUCCAGUGCUCUGUUUCAAAAGAAAUAAAAGAAGAAUUUUAAUUCAUGCA